Molecule: messenger RNA, 1369 nt
Organism: Anastrepha obliqua
Lineage: Eukaryota; Metazoa; Arthropoda; Insecta; Diptera; Tephritidae
Exons: 4
Coding region: 99-785 (228 amino acids)
Source: RefSeq, a predicted model, not a curated record
CGUUAGGCAUCUAAUAGUAUUGUCAUAGAUAGCGCUCUGUAUUUAUUAUUGAAACUGAAUUUAAACAAGUAAACAGCAUUAGAAGUAAUUUUUUUAACAUGGAGGAAAUGGAAGACGAUAACGAUAUACCUUCCUCCAGCCAUGGAAAAUACAUUUCGACAGCCGAAAUAAAGAGCAUGUGGAAUCUAAUGAAAAUUUCAGCGAAUCUAGGUACGCCUGAACAAUGUGUAAAGUUUGCAGAGGACACCGGUCUCAUAUUGCGGUCAAAACUGUGCAGUACACACAGAAUACCAAUGAGUCAUAACAUCCGUGGAAAUAGUAUACUUGGUACAUUCAGAUGUCGCGAACGCUCUUGCCGAAAUAAAAGUGGAUUUUCAAGAGCUAAGGGAACCUGGUUUGAAAAUUCCAGACUAUCCCUACCGCUCAUAUUUUACCUUAUGUAUUGUUAUGCUCAUAACUGGCCUCAUGCUUCAGUGCGUUUGGAGAAUUUCGUUGGUGACUCGGUCUUGUCAAGUGAAACAAUUACGGACUGGUACAACUACUGCCGUGAAGCGGUCGUUUGCUACCAGAUUGACAAGCAGGAGGCUAUAGGAAAAAUUGGUGGUCCUGGCAAGAAAGUGCAAAUCGAUGAGAUUAAAUUUGCUAAGCGCGACCAAAAUAAAGGCGGUAAAGUAGAGGGUCACUGGUUACUGGGUAUAAUAGAGGACGGCAGUGAAGAUCUCAGCAUUAUCGGUAUGAUCCGGAAUUAUGGCCGGCCAAGGACUGUAAUUUCAACAACAUUCUAAAAUUUAUGGGGAAUGUUUUAUUCUAUGACAACAACUACAAAAGAAAAGAGAAACCGGUCCAAACCUGUCAAGGGUGUAUAUUAUUAUAAUAUAAUUAAUUCAUUCACUCCGCUUUGUUAUUACUUUUACUAUUAUAUUAUUAUCUUCAUUACAUAUAAGAAAAGUAGAUCUAAGAAAAUUUAACCCAAGUGUGUUCGGUAUGUAAUGCACCUAAUUCUCGUUUUACACGAAUUUGAUUUAACACGGGUUAAAAAGAACGAUUUUCAAUAUUUUAUGAAUUUUUCUUGAAUCUCGUAGAUCAAAUAGAGUGAGAUUUUUCGACGCAUGUACGAAGAUUUAAAUUAGACUCAGGAAAAGUCUCUGAAACUCGGUAGAUUAUGCUCUCGCCGUUUAAUAAUUUAAUUUUAAUGAAUUAAAAUGUAUAAGUACGAAAUAAAUUCGUAAGUGAAUUCAAAAAAGAAUUUUUUAGCAUAGUUUUCAACUAAUUCUUUUUUUACAUGAAUUUCACAGUUUUCUUUUGUAAUCUAUACAAUAUAAAUGUAAGUAUUUUCAUUCUGAAAUAAAUAUAAAAUAAAAUUAUAAAA